GACGUGCUCAGCUUAUAGGGGAGGGCAUAGCGACAUCAUCGACUGCAGCCGCGACACCCGACGGUCGACACAUCCACGCGCUCACUGCUUGGGACUGAGAUGUGAGUGGCGCCAGACAGAAGUAGUCAGUCCAGGUGUUAGUCCCAGUUUACAGCGUGCACCGUAUACACGUGCAUCUGUUCUUGAAGACACCAGUGUAAAACUCUGUUCACCACGUGUCUGUGUUUUGGAUUUUCUACCUCGAUGUACAUCUCGUAGAUUGGUGCUGAGAGAACCAGUAAGUCAGCAUGGACUGUGAGGCGAUACAGAAGGCGAGUUCGAACCUGACCCGCACCAUGGGUAUCCAGCCCACCAUCCAGAUGUGGCAGGCACUGCUGGCCAUCCUCGGGACCGGCUUCUUCGCGGCGCUCAUGGCGAGUCUGUUCGGCCUGAUUAGGAAGCACAUCUACAACGACGUGAACAAUCUUGACACGGCGUUUGACGCUGGGGGGACGGUGAACGCCGGACUGACAGCCACAACGAUCGUCUCCCAGUGGACGUGGGCCGCCACACUGCUGCAGUCGUCCACAGUCGCCAGUAAAUAUGGCAUCAGUGGACCCUUCUGGUACGCGGCAGGGGCGACAAUCCAGAUCCUGUUGUUCGCCACCCUGUCCGUGCAGCUGAAGAUACGGGCACCUGGCGCCAAGACUUUUCUCCAGGUGAUCAGGGCGCGCUUCGGCAGGACGACUCACAAGGUGUUCUGCGCCUUCGCCCUAACCACCAACAUCAUCGUCACCGCCAUGCUCAUGCUCGGUGGCGCUGCCGUCAUCACGAGUCUGGUUAAGGACAUCAGUCUGGAGUACGCCACGACGCUGGUGGCCAUCACCAUCGGCGGUUACACCUUCAUCGGCGGCCUCGGGGCGACGUUCUACGUCAGUUACUUCAACACCGCCAUCAUCUACGUCGUUAUGAUCAUCUUCCUCCUCAAGGUGUACGGGGACGACUCCCCCGACAACCCACUCGGGUCUAUACAGAAGGUGUACACCCUGCUGUCCUGUAGUACGGACGGCCCUGAGGGGAACACGGACGGGAGCUACCUGACCCUCGUCUCCAACCCCGGACUAAUGUUCGGCCUCAUCAACAUCGUGGGUAACUUCGGCACAGUGUUCGUGGACCAGUCCUACUGGCAGAGCAGUGUCGCUGCCAAACCCAAACAAGGAGUGGUGGGUUUCCUGUGUGGCGGCAUCGCCUGGUUUGCCGUCCCCUUCUGCCUCGCCACAACCAUGGGGCUGGCUUACAUAGCCCUCAGCACCAGCCAGGGAGGACCACUCCUCACCGCGGAUGACGUCGACGCCGGCCUUGUUCCACCCGUGGUGGCCCAGAAGCUGUUCGGACGCCAGGGGGAGAUCUUGAUGCUACUGAUGGUGUUGAUGGCCAUCACGUCCACAGGGUCGUCCGAGGUCAUGGCGGUCACUUCCAUCAUGGUAUAUGACAUAUACGGCCUGUAUCUGAAGCCCUACAGACUGAUGACAGACACCAACAGCUGCAUCUUGUGCGGGAAGGGGCGUGGUCGGAUGGCGAACCCCAGGGACAAGUGCGUGUGUGAGAGCAUGACGUACUGCACAGCCUGUCAUAGUGACGACAAAGCUCGGGAGGUUUGUCGGCGCGCCAUCAAGCCGGAGUACAAGUGCACUGUCCACGGCUCCUACCGGGUGUACAACGAUCUGCUGCUGCGUCUCAAGAGUUGGUGCCUCGUGUGGACAACCUUCAGCAUUCUGCCUCUCACAGUCAUCCUCUCUCUCAUGCAGCUCAGCUUGGGCUGGGUCUACCUGUUUAUGGGGAUUCUGAUUGGCUCAGCCGUAAUUCCAAUCACGUUAUCCAUGUUCUGGGAGCGACUGACGUCAGCCGCAAUGAUGGCAGGGAGCAUUGGCGGAGCAAUCAUCGCCAUCGUCGUCUGGUUGAGCGUCGCCUCGACCUACCCUGGUGGCCUCGAUGACUUUCUCAUUAACACAGGACAGGAGUUGUCGAUGCUGUGUGGAAACCUAACUGCCAUCUUAUCAGGGGGGAUGAUCACAAUAGUAGUCAGCUUAGUAACCAAUCGCAGCCAAGAUCCAAGCAAAUCUCGCGAGAUUUGGGAGCAGACACGUGACGUAGACAACCCUCUCUGCCCCUGGACAGAGAAAUAUGCGCAAGACCUGUGCCUGACCGGGGCGCACCAGCUGGACAACCGUCCGUCGCUGCAGGAGGUGGAGAAGACGUUCAAGAAGGCGAAGUACUUCGCUAACAUCGGUUCCGUGGUGUUCUCUCUUCUCCUGGUGGUUGUGUGGCCAUGCAUCAUGAUCGCUGUCGAUAUCAUGUCGUACGACCAGUUCUUCGGCUGGGCCAUGUUGUCGGAGGUGUGGGCGUUUGCGGCCAUGGUGAUCAUCAUCUUGUUUCCCGCCGUCAACGAAGCCUACGACAUCUACCAGGCCUUCUACCAGAAACAGAAGGUGGUACCCGUGUCCAGCCUACCGAAAACAUCGGCAAGUCUCAAACAUGCCUCAGCCAAACCAGAAACAGGAAUCUCACUCACACAAAGCUCCAUAUCUAACGGAAAGGACCACGGCGACGCAAUGACAGACACACUGGCGACAAUAACGGAAACUGGUGGUCACGUGGGAGAUGAGGCUGAACCAAUGGGAGACGCCGUAGUAGAAGGAGACAUGGAUUCAUCCAACCCUCGCUGUCCAGAGUUUUGAGUUUCUGAUAAUUUCAAUAGUAAAACACGUUCUCUGUACAUAUAACCGAAGUCAUGUCACAAACAGAUCGAUGGGGGUGAGAUGCCAUGGGGUUGAAUGUCGCGUCCAAGAUCAUCGCACUUAUGGAGUGACGUGCAUGCACGUGUGUGUGGCUGUUUGUACUAUCCCUGACUGAUAGAGACGCCAUCCCGCAGUUUACCCCACUCAGACACAGUUUACUGACUCAGGACGACCAUUCCUUGUUUUAGCUAUUCAGUGCGAGCUCCAGUUAAGGUAACAACAAGUAGCAUCUUUUAACGUGUUUUGGUAUGACGCGACCGGGGAUCGAACAUCGGACCUUCCGCUCUUCGGGCGGAUGCUUGACCAAUAGACCACGGCGGUGCUCAGAUCGAUGGAGUAUAUGAUGACAUAUAACCAAAGUUAUGUGGCACACAGAUCUUGUAACAUUGUGUUAAUGAUAACGAACAUCCACAUAUAGACUGACCCCUGAUGUGCGUGUUUAUCCUCAAGAGCGUACUUGGGCCUUCGCUGACAGUUAGAACAAGGCUAUAUAAAAGUGUUACCUAGGCCUUCCCUGACAGUUGAUACAAGGGUAUAUCAAGGUGUACCUAGGCCUUCUCUGACAGUUGAUACAAGGGUAUAUCAAGGUGUACCUAGACCUUCCCUGACAGUUGAUACAAGGGUAUAUCAAGGUGUACCUGGUCCCUUCCCUGACAGUUGAUACAAGGGUAUAUUAAGGUGUACCUGGUCCCUUCCCUGACAGUUGAUACAAGGGUUUAUUAAGGUGUACCUUGGCCUUCCUUGACAGUUGAUACAAAGGUAUAUCAAGGUGUACCUAGGCCUUCCCUGACUGUUGAUACAGGGUAUAUCAAGGUGUACCUAGGCCUUCCCUGACAAUUGAUACAAGGGUAUAUCAAAGUGUACCUAGGCCUUCCUUGACAGUUGAUACAAGGGUAUAUCAAGGGGUACCUUUGCAUUCUAUGACAGUUGAUACAAGGGUAUAUCAAGGUGUACCUAGGCCUUCCCUGACAGUUGAUACAAGGGUAUAUCGAGGUGUACCUUGACCUUCUCUGACAGUUGAUACAAGGGUAUAUCAAGGUGUACCUUGACCUUCUCUGACAGUUGAUACAAGGGUAUAUCAAGGUGUACCUAGGCCUUCCCUGGCAGUUGAUAACAGGGUAUAUCAAGGUGUACCUUGACCUUCUCUGACAGUUGAUACAAGGGUAUAUCAAGGUGUACCUUGACCUUCUAUGACAGUUGAUACAAGGGUAUAUCAAGGUGUACCUAGGCCUUCCCUGACAGUUGAUACAAGGGUAUAUCAAGGUGUACCUUGACCUUCUCUGACAGUUGAUACAAGGGUAUAUCAAGGUGUGCAUGGGCCUUCUCUGACAGUUGAUACAAGGGUAUAUCAAGGUGUACCUUGACCUUCUCUGACAGUUGAUACAAGGGUAUAUCAAGGUGUACCUUGACCUUCCCUGACAGUUGAUACAAGGGUAUAUCAAGGUGUACCUAGGUCUUCUCUGGCAGUUAAUACAAGGAUAUAUCAAGAUGUACCAAGACCUUCUCUGACAGUUGA
Molecule: messenger RNA, 4293 nt
Organism: Haliotis rufescens (red abalone)
Lineage: Eukaryota; Metazoa; Mollusca; Gastropoda; Lepetellida; Haliotidae
Product: urea-proton symporter DUR3-like
Exons: 14
Coding region: 288-2717 (809 amino acids)
Biological process (GO): urea transmembrane transport
Cellular component (GO): plasma membrane
Molecular function (GO): urea transmembrane transporter activity
Source: RefSeq, a predicted model, not a curated record